Molecule: messenger RNA, 7298 nt
Organism: Planococcus citri (citrus mealybug)
Lineage: Eukaryota; Metazoa; Arthropoda; Insecta; Hemiptera; Pseudococcidae
Gene: DNApol-epsilon255
Product: DNA polymerase epsilon catalytic subunit 1
Exons: 33
Coding region: 197-7066 (2289 amino acids)
Biological process (GO): base-excision repair, gap-filling; DNA replication; leading strand elongation
Cellular component (GO): nucleus; epsilon DNA polymerase complex
Molecular function (GO): DNA binding; zinc ion binding; single-stranded DNA 3'-5' DNA exonuclease activity
Source: RefSeq, a predicted model, not a curated record
UGAAAGAAAGUUGAAGAAAGUUUCUAUUCAUUCAUUUCUCAAAUUCGAAUCAAAACUUUAAUUUCAAAUCUUCAUCUUGUUCCGAGGUGUUAUUUCUUUAAUUUAAUUCAGUAGUCAUGAACAUGAAUCCAUUAAUUUCGUAUUUCACUCCUGAAUAAUUCGUACGAAGUUUCCUUGUGAUUGUGUUUCAUUCACAAUGCCUCUCUUCAACUCCGGCAGAUUGAAGCAAGGCAGAAAUGACCAAAAUAAUUUUACAAUUACCAAAGAAGACUCGGCCGAUCUUCGAAUAAAACAAUCCUUAGAAAAUGACUCGAUCGAUUCAAAGUAUGGUUUCAAUAGAGUUAAAGAUCAUAAAGAACGUACCGGAUUUCUCAUUAAUAUGCAUAGCAAUGAAGUCAUUGAUGAAGACAAGAGACUCAUUAGCGUUGUGGAUUAUUAUUUUAUUGAGGAUGAUGGAUCUAGAUUCAAAGUCACUUUACCAUUUCAACCAUAUUUCUAUCUUUUGACGAAGAAAGAGAAUAUUCAAGAAGUUACCGGCUAUUUGAGUAAAAAAUUUGCCGGGUCUAUAAUAAAAAUCGAGCAAGUUUUGAAAGAAGAUUUAGACUUGCCAAAUCAUCUAAUUGGAUUAAAGCAAUUGUAUUUGAAAGUGUCAUUUACCACGGUCACUGAAUUGACUAAAAUUAAGCAAGCAAUCAUGCCGAGUAUUCGAAAAAAUAAAGAAAGAGAAAAAUCAAACACAUUUUAUAAUGAAAUGCUCACGGAGUCAUUGGCUAAUAGAUCGGAUGCCGGAUCUAUCAAAAAAGUUACCGAUCAUUUGGAAAAUAUCAUUGAUAUAAGAGAGUACGACGUUCCUUAUCACGUCCGAGUGUCUAUAGAUAUGAAAAUUUGCGUCGGUGUUUGGUACACUAUUCAGAGUAGAGGAGCGAAUGAUCCACCCAUAAUUACCAGACGAGAUGAUAUAAUUGAUCGUCCUGAUCUGAUCGUUCUCGCAUUUGAUAUCGAAACCUCAAAACUACCGUUGAAGUUUCCUGAUGCGAACACUGAUCAAAUCAUGAUGAUAUCGUACAUGAUUGAUGCUCAAGGGUUUCUGAUCACCAACAGAGAAAUCAUUUCGGAAGAUGUCGAUGAUUUCGAAUAUACUCCUAAACCAGAGUUCGAAGGAUUCUUUACUAUAUUCAACGAACCGAAUGAAGAAGCUUUAAUAAAUCGUUUUUUCGAACAUGUUAAUGAUGUAAAACCUCAUAUAUUUGUAACAUACAACGGAGAUUUUUUCGACUGGCCUUUUGUUGAAACUAGAGCAGCAGUUCAUGGAUUAGAUAUGUCCAAAGAAAUAGGUUUUGCUAAAAGUAAAGACGGUGUUUACGCUUGUAGACCGGCGAUGCAUAUGGAUUGCUUAUGCUGGGUAAAGCGUGACUCAUAUCUACCUGUUGGUUCUCAAAAUUUAAAAGCAGUCGCUAAAGCAAAAUUACGUUACGAUCCAGUCGAGUUGGAUCCAGAAGAUAUGUGUCGUUUAGCUUGUGAACAGCCUCAAAUACUUUCCAACUAUUCGGUUUCCGACGCCGUGGCUACAUAUUAUUUGUAUAUGAAAUACGUUCAUCCGUUUAUAUUCGCUUUGUGCACUAUUAUUCCUAUGGAAGCCGAUGAAGUUCUCCGAAAAGGAUCAGGAACUUUAUGCGAAGCUUUAUUAAUGGUUGAAGCGUUUCACGCCAAUAUUAUUUUUCCUAAUAAACAAGAACAAACUUAUAAUAAACUUUCGGAUGAUGGACAUGUAUUAGAUCAAGAAACUUAUGUAGGAGGUCAUGUUGAAGCAUUAGAAUCGGGCGUCUUUCGAGCUGAUAUUCCUUGUAGAUUUCGUCUGGAUCCUCAAACACUUACUAAAUUGAUUGAUUGCGUUGAGCAAGCUCUAACUCAUGCAAUUGAAGAAGAAGAAAAAAUUCCCUUGAAAAAUGUGACCAAUUUUGACGAAAUAGUAUCAGAUGUGAAAAGCAAAUUAACGGAUCUAAAAAAUACACCGGGCAGACUCGAGAAUCCGAUUAUUUACCAUUUAGAUGUUGGUGCUAUGUACCCCAAUAUUAUACUUACGAAUAGAUUACAACCCUCGGCCAUGGUUGAUGAAAUGACUUGUGCCGCCUGCGAUUAUAAUAAGCCUGAUGCGAAAUGUCAACGAAAUAUGGUGUGGAUGUGGCGCGGAGAAAUAAUGCCGGCUACUAGAAGCGAAUUUCAGCGUAUUCAACAACAGCUGGAAAUAGAGAAAUUCCCUCCAAGAUUUCCCGGAGGACCUCCCAGAGCAUUUCAUCAAUUAUCAAAAGAAGAGCGAGCUACUUUUGAAAAGAAAAGAUUGAGUGAAUACUGUCGAAAAGUGUACAAGAAAACGCACGUUACUCGUAUUGAAGAAAGAACCACAACUGUAUGCCAGAAAGAAAACAGUUUCUAUGUUGAUACUGUUAGAGCAUUUCGUGAUCGAAGAUACGAGUAUAAGAAAUUGGGAAAGGGGGCUAAGCAACAAGUGUCAGACGCUGUAAAGAAAGGCGAUCCGGCUGAAAUAAAAUCAGCCAAAAAUCGAGAAGUUUUGUACGAUUCCUUACAAUUGGCUCAUAAAUGUAUUUUAAACUCGUUUUAUGGUUAUGUGAUGCGUAGAGGGUCUCGUUGGUACAGUAUGGAAAUGGGUGGAAUUGUGUGUUGCACCGGUGCUUCUAUCAUUACGAAAGCUCGAGAAAUUAUUGAAUGUGUUGGCCGUCCUUUGGAGUUGGAUACAGAUGGUAUUUGGUGCAUAUUGCCGGCUUCUUUUCCCGAAAAUUACACCGUAACGACAGAUUUACCGGGCAAAUCUUCCGUCGUGAUAUCUUAUCCCAAUGCAGUAUUGAAUUCUAUGGUCAAGGAACAUUAUACUAAUCACGCGUAUCAUGAAUUAGUGGACAAAGAAAACACGAAGUAUAUUAUACGUAGCGAAAAUUCUAUAUUUUUUGAAGUUGAUGGACCAUAUCGUGGAAUGGUGUUGCCUGCUUCCAAAGAAGAGGGGAAAAAGUUGAAGAAAAGAUACGCCGUUUUUAAUUUCGACGGUACUCUCGCUGAAUUGAAAGGAUUCGAAGUAAAACGAAGAGGAGAGUUACAGUUAAUUAAGAUAUUUCAGUCAUCCGUCUUUGACUCGUUUUUAAAAGGCGAUACAUUGGAAAAAUGUUACGAAUCAGUUGCUACGGUGGCCAAUUAUUGGCUCGAUGUGUUGUACAACAAGGCACGAAAUAUGCCCGAUUCUGAGUUAUUCGAAUUGAUUUCUGAAAAUCGUUCGAUGUCUCGAAAAUUAGAAGACUACGGAUCUCAGAAAUCUACAUCGAUUAGUACGGCGAAAAGAUUAGCCGAAUUUUUGGGUGAUCAAAUGGUCAAAGACGCUGGAUUAGCAUGUCGAUACAUAAUUUCUCGAAAACCGGAAGGUUCUCCCGUUACAGAAAGAGCUAUUCCGUUGGCUAUUUUCCAGUCAGAAGCGUCUGUAAAACGGCAUUAUCUAAGAAAAUGGAUGAAAGAUACUUCGAUUGAUGACAACAUCGAUAUUAGAGAUGUUUUAGAUUGGGAUUAUUACAUCGAACGAUUAAACGGCGCAAUUCAAAAAAUUAUCACCAUUCCGGCAGCUCUUCAAGGCCUUGAUAAUCCAGUCGAAAGAGUCAGACAUCCAGAUUGGUUACAUAAGAAGUUGAUGAACAAAAACGACGUUUGCAAACAAAGAAAAAUUAACGAUAUGUUCAAGCUUAAGCCAAAAAAGCCUGAAAAUGAAGAACCUGUCGUUGAUUCUGUCGGGUUUGAUUCUAUCCCAAAUAAUGACGUAAAUGAUACAUUUCCUGAUAGUGUUGAGAUUGCUGAUGAUACACCAAGUGACCCACCAAAUGUUGAAAUGCCUCCACCACCGGCUCCUGAUAUUGAAGAUAUCGGUAGAAAAACAUCUCCGAUGAAUUCGAAAUCUUUCAGGGUUCAAAAGAAAAAAAGGAAACGAGAUUCGCUUACCAGUGAUGUUAAUAAUGAUACGGCUACAUUUCAAGAAGCUCUUGGGCCUCCUCCUUCUUGCGAUGAUUUUCAAGAAUGGCUCGAAUAUCAAAAGAAAAAAUGGCAGUGGCAGAAAAAUCAACGUAAUUUUGUUCAUAACGGAAUUCAAUCCAAACGUUUCAAAGGAGGUAUGAAUACGCCUUUAACGAAUCGUCAAGAUCUUAGUGGAUUUUUCCGACGUACUCAAAGAACGUUGUUGGAUUCAUCAUGGGAAAUAUUACAAGUUUGUGAAACUGGUCAGCCAGGUGUCCUGAAAUUAUGGGCUCUAGUCGGAAAUGAACUUCACAAUCUUCAGUUGACAGUUCCUCGAACAUUCUACGUAAAUCAACGUAAACCUCGAGAAGAAAUUGAAAACGCACCUUGGGUAAAAUGCAAUCGUAUCCUGCCUCGAUCUAGACCAGUUUUCAAUUUAUAUCAAUUUGGCAUCUCUGAACGACUUUAUUUAGAAAAUACCGAUGAAUUGGUCGCCGAUUUAUCAGCUCCGGAUAUCGAAGGCAUAUACGAGACUCACGUGAAACCCGAGCUCAGAGCUUUAAUAAAAUUAGGAUGUAUGUGCGCAGUUGAAAAAGAGGAAGCUAAAAAGUUAGCCGCUGCUGGCUUACAAGGUUUAAAUUCCUUUUCAUUGGAUCAACUUCAGAUGAAAAAUUUACCAUAUUUGAAAGACAAAGAUUCGUUGAAAUAUAUCUAUCUCUAUUGUCAUCGUGCUCCUAAUAGUACCAGAGCCAUGUUUGGAUUAUUUAUACAACCAAAUCACAAAGCCGCUGUUUAUGUCCUGGACAGCGUACGAACUAAUCAGAUGCCUAAUAUGAGUACUCUAUAUGCUAACGAGAGGAAUAAUAAAAUUGAACGUGGACAUGAAGAGGCGAACCUGCCACCUAAAAAUUUCGAAUUUGAAGUCAGAGUGGAAACUGACCAACGUCAGAUUUUCAGACAAAUUCAGAAAAAAUUACAAGCCUACAGAGACGAAAGAAAGGGUCCAACCAUCUUAGUCAUACAGUCUCUAAUUGAUACUAACGUUCUAACAUCCGAAAUUCAAGACAUCAACGAUUUUCCUUACGUAUUACUUUUCAUGCAAGAAUCUCCCGAAUCCGUCUACUUGACUCUGGAUUGGCAAAGAGUUAGUGCUCGAACAUUGGUGAAGCAUUAUCUCAGCAGUGUUAUGAGUUUGCAAGUUUUGAAGGAGCAGUGCAGAUAUUUGCAUUUGCCUAUUGGGAACUUACCCGUUGAUCCUACUUUAUUUGGCGCGGAUAUCUUUUACUCGAGACACUUGCUCAAACACAAUUUCGUCUUGUGGAUUUCUGAAACCGAAAAACCAGAUUUGGGUGGCAGAGAAGCUGAUGAUAAUAGAAUGUUGACAGAAUUUUCCGAAAGUUCGAGUACUGUUGUAAAUAAUUCCAAUUGUUAUACAUCGUAUUGCGUGGAACUGGAAUUAGAUGGUUUAGCUGUGACAACAAUUCUGCAGUCACAUCACGUUCAAGAUAUCGAAGGAACAAGUUCAGCAGUAUCGUUCGAAGCUAUGCCACAAGCCUCUUUAGAAGAAAUGGUCGAGGGCACUACAGCCAUAUUACCGAGUUACGACGAAACUGCUUUAUGCUCAGCAGCUUUCAAAGUUCUUAGAUCGAUGGUGAAUGUAUGGCUGCGUGAUGUGUCUAUUCAUCAAAAUCCUUACGCCGAUUUCCAAAUUAUACAUUUCUAUCGAUGGAUACGUUCAACUAAUGCUCUUCUAUAUGAUCCAGCAUUAAGAAGAACGCUUUAUAAUUUAAUGAAAAAAUUAUUUAUGCAGCUUGUGGCGGAAUUCAAACGUCUAGGAUCGAUAAUCGUAUUCGCGAACUUCAACAGAAUUAUAAUUUGUACGAAAAAACAUUCUUUAGAGGAAGCCAUUUGUUAUGUGAAAUUCGUCGUGCAAAGCAUCACCAAUAGAGAACUAUUUCAUAGUUUACAAAUUACAUUUGGCCAAUGUUGGCCUUACCUUAUGUGGUUAGAUCCGUGGAAUUACGCUGGCGUCAAAGGAAAACUGCCCACUACGUUAGUAGAGCAUAGUACCACUUUGCUCGAAGAUGAUUUGGAUUUAACGAGUCUCACUGAAAACGACGAAGAUGAAAAUAAUUUCGAAAUUCAAAUGAAUUGGAAUAUGAUGGAAUUUUUACCUGAAGAUGGUGGGCUGAGGACGUACUUUAACGAUAUCGUUGCCGGAUACAUACACGCUAUUUAUACUCAUCUAUGUUCAAAUGACGCUGCAUGUGCUACGCCAAAAAGACGAAGAACUACGCUGUCUCAGUUGACACAGACAACUCAGUUAGGGGUUGGAGCUCACGAAGAAACAACUGAAUUUGCCAAAGAAUUCAUUUCUAGCGAAUUAACGGAUAAAUUAUUUUUAAUCACUCAGCGUAUUCAUAAAAAAUAUCCGGUAAUGGAAAUCAAAGAAGAUACCUUCGAUUCUCCUUUCACCAUUUUGCGGAGUAAAAAUGAAGUCAGACCCGCCCUCGAAUUUGUGAAAUCAAUUUGUAAAGUGCUGUCUUUGGAUAGUGCGAUCAACGAAGAUAUUGUUAAAUUACGUAAAAACUUGUUACGUUUGAUCGGCGUCGGUGAUUUUUCUGAUAUCGCUGUUUGGGAAGAUCCUUCCCUAUCUUGGGUUUUACCGGAGGUCAUUUGCAAAGGAUGUAAUCAUUGUAGAGAUAUCGAUCUUUGUAAAGAUGCUCAUCGUGUUAUUAUCAAUGGAAUAUCGAUGUGGCAGUGUCCGAUUUGUCAAACUAAUUAUGAAAAUUCUGUCAUCGAACAUAUGUUGAUCGACGCUUUGAAUAGAAAAGCGAUGGCUUACGUUUUGCAAGAUAUUCAGUGCAAAAAAUGUUUACAAAUCAAAAUGGACGACAUUUCGAAAUAUUGCAGUUGUUCAGGCUCUUUUAAAACUUUGAUCGAUCAAACUGAAAUUUCAGCUCAUCUGAAUACCUUCGGUAUGAUUGCCAAGUAUUUUAAAAUGUCAUUAUUAGAACAGAUGGUAGAUUGGAUCACUCAAGUGAAUAGAAGCUCGGCUUAAUGGUUUAUUUUGGCAAGACUCCGUCAAGAUGUAAUUUUUUCAUCGUCUCAUUUUUUUCUCUUCCUAUUUUUAAAAAUUUUAAAGUGUGAAUAUUUUUUAAAAAAAUCUGUGUAAUGACUUUUUUUAUACUACGUACAUAAUGAAUUAAAUUGUGAUAUUUUGUUUAGAAACGGGCUAUAUGUGUAAAAUGAAUUUUAAUAUUUUAUAGUUGAAUAAAUAUUCUAUUAUAAUU